Micropterus salmoides (largemouth bass) is the source of this 4925-nucleotide messenger RNA. RefSeq names its product protein tyrosine phosphatase domain containing 1a (gene ptpdc1a). The record is from RefSeq and is a predicted model, not a curated record. Bases 1951 to 3936 code for a protein of 661 amino acids. The transcript has 9 exons. Gene Ontology annotation, molecular function: protein tyrosine/serine/threonine phosphatase activity. Gene Ontology annotation, biological process: cilium assembly; protein dephosphorylation. NCBI's taxonomy places the organism in Eukaryota, Metazoa, Chordata, Actinopteri, Centrarchiformes, Centrarchidae.
GAGCUCUGCAGCACAAGAAAAGCUUCUGGAUAUUUUUCUUUUUAGCAAAGCAACAGCACAGGACUGUGAUCUUGAAACUAUUUGAUUCAGUGAAGAUAAAUUACUUUAAGUAUAACCUAAUUAGAAGAUGCUUUAGCAUCAAAACUGAUGCACAAGAUGGACAGAGUAUACUUCAGACUUGAUGAAGGUGUCAGCAGGUCUAUUACCUGACAAGAGUGGUGCUUAAAUAUAUAAUGAUAACUAAAGCUGAUGGUUUACAGCACCUAUCCACUCCAUUUUCAUUAAUAAAGAUAAACACCUGUAUCUUUUAAGUAUUGAUAGUUAUUAGUGUUUCAUAAAUAAGACAUCUGGUAUCAUUGCUGUGGAAGAUAAGAUGGCCACAGAACAGUAUGUUGUGUAUAAAAAGACAAAAACGUCAGUAUUUGCUACCAUGAUAGGUGUUUAUGAGGCAAGUGUAUUUUUUGCAUUUGUUCAUAUCUUUUCAAUAAUUUGUUUAGUAUGCACUCGGAACGAAAGUGGUUUAUAGAAAGACUUAUUCCAUAUCUCAUUCUUAUACCAUCUGCCACCAGGAAAAGAUGAAACUCUGACAAUCUGUCCAAUCCCCUGUGUUGACCAUCUUUAAAAUGUAUUUUUAAUAGUUUAAUGGAUGAAAAAAAACAACAACACAAUAAAUCUGUUAUAAUUGCCUGAUACUAUAUAGGCUAAGUAUCAACAACCUAAAACUCUGUAACAGUAAAAUUAUUUAUUAAAAGUGAUUAUUACAAUUGUUUAUAGCCUAAAAUAAAUGAAUAAAGUGUUUCAGACCCCAUUACAUGAUACAAUUUCUUUUUUUUUUUUUUAAACAUACUGUAGCAUACAUGUUGUUAGCCACUAUUUUUGAGACUUCAGUACAAAAUUUAGACUAAGAUUUAUCUGGGAUAAUUUGUCAGCUAUUUUCAACUAAUAUUUUUCAUUUCUUAAAUAUAUAGUAUAGGUAGCUUUUUAAAAGGUUUCAAUCUUUAUUUUAGAAGAACAAUUUAAAGCCAGUUCAACUGAAACCUGCUCAUUUCCAGCAUACUCUAUUGGUGGCCAUUUUGUGUAAUUCUUUCUGUAGCUGCAGCCCUCACUCAUCUUUGCUGUUUGUCAGUCUGCCUGCUGCUCCCACACACUGAGAGGCUUAAUGAGCCAGCAGUCUCAUUUGACCUUUUGGCUUCAGUUUGACUGUGGACUGGCUACUGAAUUGUUGAGCAGGCUUCAAGCGAUAUGUCAGUUCUCCCAUUGUUACAACUCUUCUGUUAUUGAUUUUUAAGGAUACAAAAACCUAUUUAUGAACAUAACCAUAAUUCUUAAUAUUAGUAGUAGCUAUUAUUUCAAAAUACAUGUGGUCCCAAGCUAGGGCUGCAUGAUAUAAUAAAGAAAUCAUAUUGUGAUUGUUUUGGCAGAUAUUACGAUUCACAGUUAGUGGGAUGGAUCAUUUUUUUCUUUUCACUGGAAAAAACUACUAUUACAAUUCUGAUGUGAUGUUUGUUAGGGUUUGCACCAAACAAACAUUUGUUCUUACGUCUGGAGAACAAGAUUUAUACACUUUAUACCAUAUACUUUAAAAAAUGUUUUAUAUAUACAUAAUUCAUAGUCUUAUUCAGUCAGAUAUUACACCGCUGUGCAUUUUGGCUGAUUAAUUAAAAGAGGUACAGGUGUUUUAUUGUUAACACUAGUACAUGCUGUGUAUUUAGGGAUGUACACCACCAUAUAUGUAUGUCCUUUUAAGGACGCAAACAGCAUUUUCCUCUUUGAUUUGCAAGCCACCUGCCUCAGAUCUGUUCGUUGUGUCUGUCUGUGUGUGUUAUUUGUGUGUAACUAUCGCCCCCAUUUACCUCCUACUGACGACUUUGGAGAUGGUUGUCAUGGUGACACAUCAAAUGCUGCUGACGAACUGCCAAUGCUAGGGUCCCUACAGCAAAGUACACCAAGAUGGGGGAGACCCUGAGGCAUGUCAUCCCAGGUCACAUGCAGUGCUCCAUGGCCUGUGGAGGGAAAGCCUGUAAAUAUGAGAACCCCUCUCGCUGGAGUGAUGAGGAGCAAGCCAUCAAAGGUCUUUACUCGUCCUGGAUCACUGACAACUUGCUAGCUAUGGCAAGGCCUUCUUCUGAAAUAAUAGAGAAAUAUAAUAUAAUUGAACAAUUUCAAAGGUGUGGUUUAAAGACAGUCAUUAACCUGCAGCGGCCCGGAGAACAUGCCAGCUGUGGCAACCCACUGGAGCAGGAGAGCGGUUUCACUUAUCGACCUGAAACGUUCAUGGAGGCAGGAAUUUAUUACUACAACUUUGGGUGGAAGGAUUAUGGUGUGGCAUCUCUGACUACAAUCCUUGACAUGGUGAAAGUCAUGUCUUUUGCUGUCCAAGAGGGUAAACUGGCCGUCCACUGCCAUGCUGGUCUUGGAAGGACAGGUGUGUUGUUCGCUUGUUACUUGGUUUUCACGUCCCGGAUGAGCGCUGACCAAGCCAUCCUUUUUGUGCGAGCCAAGAGACCCAACUCCAUUCAGACCAGAGGCCAGCUGCUGUGUGUCAGGGAGUUUGCCCAGUUCCUGGUUCCUCUCCGAAGCGUCUUCUCCUGUGCAGAACCUAAAGCGAGUGCCGUCACCCUGUCGCAGUACCUUACCCGGCAGCGCCACCUGCUGCACGGCUACGAGGCACGACAGAUGAAGAACGUGCCAAAGAUCGUCCAGCUGGUGUGCAGGCUCCUUGUCGACAUUGCAGCCAACCGAGAGGUGGUGAUCGAGGAGGAGUGGCUGGAGAUCCCUGACCUCACAGCCGAGGUGGAGAAGACUGUGUCCCAGCAGGCCCUUCAGCAGCUCGGGAAGGAGAUGAGAGGGAAGGGGAUUCCUGUUCCACCUUGUUCAUCUCAUCAUCUCAGCCCACCUGCUCUGCAGUCCAGACCUCCUCGUGAUCAACCUCUUGCCAGUGAUAAUGAGCUGGACCCUCUUUGGAGGCAGCAGAAUGUAGAAAGUCCUCUGAGAUCCUCUUUGUCCAACAGCAGGAGCCUCAGUUACAGUGAUUCUGUCCUUCACAAACUUGGACCGCGCCAGCACCAUUUAGGAAAACUGAAGAGCAACAAACCAGGCAACUGCCUUGUCAAACAUUCCUUGUCUCACAGCAGCCUUAUAGCCUGUAACCCUCCCAGAUGUUGUGACCCCUCUCCUCAGGGCAUUAUCAGCAGAAUACAGGACCCCAUUACAGAAGCAAAGCAAGACACUGGAUCCCCUCUUUUAAAAAAGCAGCUACACAAAGGGCGUCAGAAUUUGUCUUUAGAUCUGUCCGAGCAGGGAAGAAAAUCCCACUGCAGCGUCUUAUCAACCAAGAGCAAACCUGUAGCCAGUGAGGAGCAGCUAGGUGGGGCAGGUGGAGCAGACAGAGAGAAUGAUGCAGAGGUUCCCUUCAUCCCCCUCACGCCUGAGCUCUCACCAGAGAGCAGAAGCCUACUGGUGGCCAAAGCUCUGGCCAGGGGCCUGACAGAUGAGGAUCUCACCUCCAAGGUCUCAAUCUGGCAGACAGAGCUGAACUCCAGAGAGGGAGCGUGGGAGAGGCUGUGCAUGGAGAGAGAUCCUCUGGUUCUGUCCUGUCUGAUGUGGUCGUGGCUGGAGCAGCUCAAGGAUCCAAUCAUCAGCAGUGAGGAUAUAAAAGCCCUCAGUGAGAAGAAUGUAAACCCACAGAACGCCCUCGACUCACUGGAAAAGGGCCAUAGACUCACUUUGCUGUGUAUCCUCGACUGUGCUGCUCAUCUCCUGCCGAUGCCUGAAGAAGAAGAGAAUAGAUUUCUCAAUCAAACAAUACACGCGUUCACUAAGAUUGACCCUGCCUCAGAGGAGAACCAGUCUUUGUACACGACACUGAAAGCAAUCCUGAGUCCCAUUCUUCACGAGCUGUUUGACAAAGCUGCAGAGAACAGUGAGGACUCCUGAUCCGCCCUCAACAGGACUCGCCUGAAAGAGGAAGACUCACAAACAGGGUUCCACUCUAAUGUUUGGGCAUUACUGUAUUUUAAGCCAGUUCCUUGCAUGCUGAGAUCUGCCAGUCUUCAGUCUUCAGGAUAUUUGAAGGUUUAGCAAUUCAUUUUCUUGGAAGCUCUUAAUAGACUCUAAGCACUGCCAUUCUGUAUGUUAAUGUGCCACUGUGCUCAGUUUGAAAGCAUUUGUUUGUCAUCUGUAUAUUCUACUGUAAUGUUUGUGAGGGACUAGAUGUUGUUUUUAUUAGCUAACUGUUAGUUAGUAGAAAAAUGACUGAGAAACAUUCUCAUGAUGUUAAAGUAAUGUUAUUUAAAUGUUAGUUCAGCUGUCAAAGCUGUUGGGGGGAGGGGGGGAGGGUCUUAUUUAAACCAAAAGAUGAAUUUACACUGUGCAAUGCUGCAAUGUGUCUUAUUUAUUAAGAUCUUAUUUGAAAUGCAACAAUUGGUUUAAUAACCUAAAGACAAGUUGCAAGGUUGCUUUGUUGAUAUAGAAUGUAAGGUGUUUUCUUAGAGUCAAAUGCAAACUGUGGCUAUUGUUAUGGCAAUGCAAAUUCGACAGGCCACAGUUCAUUUGCUUUUCCAAUCAAUUUUAUGUCCUUAACACCAAAAGCCUCAAUGUUCUGUUCUGUUCCUCCACCAUUGCAUUUAGCAAAAUGCUGUCUGCCUCAACUCAAACGGCCUCUGUCUGGACUGACCAUGCUGCUGUGUUAAACGUGUGUGUGUGUGUGUGUGUGUGUGUGUGUGUCAGGCUCACUUCAUAUGUCUCGUAUAUGGACCCAAUGUAAUGUAGAUGUGCUGACACACACUGAAUGUGGAACAUUGACGAUAAUAAUAAUAAUAAUAAUAUGAAGGACAUGAGACGUUGUACUGUGGGGAAUUUUCAACAAGCACUAUUUUUUCAUUGUUGCAACAGGCUUCUUACAGAAUUAAACUUACUGCAAGCUA